Messenger RNA from Trypanosoma theileri, 1089 nucleotides. RefSeq lists its product as uncharacterized. The coding region runs from base 1 to 1089 and encodes 362 amino acids. The transcript has a single exon. The record is from RefSeq and is a predicted model, not a curated record. Lineage: Eukaryota; Euglenozoa; Kinetoplastea; Trypanosomatida; Trypanosomatidae.
AUGAUGAUGAUGAUGCGCCGUAUGAUGUGUGUGUUGGCCGUUGUGCUGUGCUGUGCCUGCGGGUAUACCAUGACGGCUGCUGCUACUACGACUACUGCUGGACAACCAAAGGCGGUGAUGGCGAUACUUGAUGAGGGUGACAAGGUUGGUGAAAAUGAGGGUAUUUUUGGAGGUCUCUAUGAAAAAAUCCCCUACAGAGAGGGUUCUGGUACCUCGCAAUCGCAUAUCAGUGGGGGUCUUGUUACAAGUUCCACUGGCAUUGAAAGAGGUGAGCGAGGUGAUGCUCACGGCAAGCAAACCUCAGUAAGAGAAGUUAGACCUUCAGAAAGUGAGUCCUUACCAGGUGCUUCUGGCUCACCAAACACUGUGAACACUCUUACAGAAAAACAGAAAACAGCAACUACACACACACCAUCACCACAUCCUGCAGCUGCAAAGAGUAUGUCGUCAUCAGGAACUACAGAAUUAACUACAGCACUAGAAGAUGACCUUAAAAGAGCGUCAGCUGAACCCGUAACUGCAACUACAGCAACUGAAUCAUCUGAAGGUGUUGGUUCCAAUACCAUUAAACAACCAGCUGAGUCUGAAAAAGCCCCAGAUAACAGUACUGUUUAUCAUGGUAAUGUUUCGCAGCAUUCUUCUCCAGGCGAGGAGAGUACUGCACCAAUUGAUGGUAGUUCAGGUAACCAAUCUACUUCAACUCCAGGAGCUGCUGCUACGUCACGCUCAGAAGAAACAAAUACCACUAUUCUGCCUAAUACUGAGAAUACUGUCAGUGAAGAAUCAACCGCCACUCCUUCUCGUGACUCUAAUCUUACUCAGCAAUCUACUGCAACUGAUGAUGUGACUGCCGUACCAAACUCACCAGAAACCAAUACUACAACUCCGCCGAGCUCCGAGAACACUGGUGAAGCACCAACCACCACUCCAUCUCCUGUUCCUGUACCCAACGCAGGGAUCAACACUAUUGCUUCCGCUGUACAGAAUAACAAGGCUAAUGUUGACAGCAGCAGUAUCAGUCCUGUGUGGAUGCGUACUGCAGCACCGCUACUGAUUGUGGCUGUGUUGGUCUCCGCUACUGUGUACUGA